UCUGUGAAAUAGUCCCUAAUUUCAUUGAUCAGCUUUUAGUUCAGUAAGAUGUGCAGUACAAAAUGAUGCUCAUCUCUUUUCUGAUUUUCUUAGGGUGUUUCUUCCGCAGAAGGCAAUUUUACAAUAAAGAGUGCCUGGAACGGACCAGAGGCUGUGCCCUUGAAGAAAGCAAGAUGGAUAAGAAAGCAUUUGAGAUGGUGCUUGAUGAAAUUAGAAAGGCCGUGUUGAUGGAAUACAAAUUAAAAGCCAUUGAAUAUGUACAUGGAUACUUUUCUAGUGAGCAGAUUGUGGAGUUGCUGAGGUACUUCUCUUGGGCUGAACCACAAUUAAAGGCAAUGAAGGCAUUGCAACAUAAAAUGGUAGCUGUUUCUGCCUCAAAAGUGGUUAACAUCCUCAACUGUUUCACUUUUAGCAAAGACAAGCUUAUUGCACUAGAACUGCUGGCUUCCAAUAUUGUUGAUGCUCAGAAUUACCGCCUGAUCGAAGACCUCUUCAAAAUUAGCCUGUCUGAGAAGAAGAGGUGUAGGAGAAUUCUUGAGCAGGCUUCCAAAGGAGGUUGCAAAGCACCUCAUGCUAUGAUCUCUUCCUGCGGUAUGAUUCCUGGAAACCCUUAUCCCAAGGGGAGGCCCAGCCGGAUAAAUGGCAUCUUCCCAGGGUCACCUAUCAAAAAGGAGAAUGAAGAGUAUACGAAUGAAGGCAAAGGAAUUGCAGCCCGUAUUCUUGGCCCAUCCAAGCCAGCUCCGGCAACAUACAAUCCACACAAGCCUGUUCCUUAUCCUAUCCCUCCUUGUCGACCUCAUGCAACCAUCGCACCAAGUGCUUACAACAAUGCUGGUCUUGUUCCACUAGCCAGUGUCAUAGCCCCUGGCUUGCCAGCUCCACCACCAUAUGCUACUAGUCAUGUAGGAACAGGUAAAACAGAAAAUGAAGAGCUUUCCAAUCAGGCAAAAUCUUCCCAGAAUGCAGCUUUUGCUACACAAACGAAUCAUCUCUUUACACCUCAUGGUUCUAACCCUGCUGCUUCUCCAGCCCCAACCCCAUCAUCUGUUAAGGCAAUAAGCCAUUCAUCAACACUGGCAUCUCCAGCCAUCCCAGGGAUAAGCAUGUCCACCCCUGUUCUUCCCACCUUCCCUGGGCAGGUCAUCUCCUCCGUCCAUCCACCUCAACCGUUGACGCCGACACCUACCCCCUCUGUUGUCAAAUCCCAUUCCUUGUCUGGUGUUCCUACCACAUCUGCUCAUUGUGCCACCUCUGCUUCUCUUCCUACCACUUUCUCUGGGCUGGCUUCUGUGCUGCCUGCUGCAGCAGCCCCUCAUGGGCUUUCCACGCAGUGUACCACUCCUGCACCUAAUGAAGCUUUUGCAUCUGCCACGGCACCCUUUGCCAGCCUACCUUUUUCUGCAGUGUCUGUGGCUACCUCUACUAGUAACUCCAGUUCACUGCCGUCGGCUUUCACUGGCCUUCCUUUGUCCUUGACUCCUACUCCACAGGGGAUAGCUAGUCCCAUUCCAUCUGCAGCUGCUGGUUCUCCUGCCACUAGCCUCCCAUGUCCUCUUAACUUGCCAAAUCCACUUCUGUCUGUCUUAAAGGGGUUUCUGUCAGUAAACGAUAGCUCCGUAAUGAGUUCAACACCUUUACCAUCUACCAUGACAGCUGAGCUUGCUUCUUUAUCCAGUCUUACAAGCCAGAACUCUGAAGCCUCCUCUUCAUCCAGUAACAAGUGUUACACUCCAACUGCUACCUCUGCCCUUCAGCAUCCUUCCACUCCAGGACUGGCCAUUUUCCCUGGGCUCCCAUCUCAGUCUGGAACUAGCAACAGUGCAAUCCCACCUGCAUUACCAUCGCAGUCUCCGUUGGCCACGUUGCCAUCCUCCGUUGUUCCAGUCAGCAGUACCUCCUCAGUUGCUCUUUCCCAUUGUACAAGCCCUGCUAAUCCUGAACAGCAGGUUUCAGCCACCCCAACUUCCUCAACAAUUCCCACCCUGGUCAAAACUGAACCCACCAGCCCUACUCUAUCAGGUUUCAAAAGCCCUUUGCAUUCUGCUGGGCCCUCUCAUAGCACUUCCGGCUUAUCAGCAGCACUUGGGCAUGUGUAUACCUCAACGACUUCCUUGCCGGUCAGCCUUCCCAGUUCCCUUAAUCCAGCACUCUCCAGCCUCUCCUCCUUGAGUGCUCCUCUCAUCAGCUCCCCUUCCAUUGCUGCUCACGCUUCAUCCACUCCAAUAGCUCCCGUAUAUAAUGCACUUCCGCCUUUCACUUCGCUGACCAGCAGUUUUGCUUUUCCUGGCAACCCAGCACUUACUCCAACAGGGUCUCUAUUGCCCAUUCCACUCACAACUUCAUCGGCCAUCUCUGCCUCUCAUGCCAGCUCCACCAGCACUGUCCUCCCGACGCUCAUUGCUUCAGCAGCUGCCCCAGCGCCUCCGUUCUCCCUUAACCUGUGCAGUGCUGUCCCUUCCUUGUUUUCUGUGCCUCAAGUCCCUCUAGGCUCAUGCAGCUCAUCCUUCCCGCCUUUCCCUGUCUCUAACACUCCCUCUGUCACUCCUGCUCUCCCUUCUUUCCCUGGGCUCCAGGCAUCUUCUACAGUAGCAGCAGUCGCCCCGCUGCCGGCAGCUGCCACAGCCCCAGCGCCAGCUCCAGUGCUGCCAGGGUUUGCCUCGGCCUUUAGCUCAAACUUCAACUCGGCACUUGUUGCACAGGCUGGCCUGACUUCUGGGCUUCAAGCCCCUGGAAGUACAGUUUUCCCAGGACUCCUCUCUCUUCCCGGCAUCCCUGGCCUUGCCCAGAGUGCCACACAGUCUUCCCUGCAGGAACUGCAGCAAACUGCAGCUGCACAGUCAGCAUUGCUACAGGCCCACUCAGCUUCUGCUCUAGAAAAUUACACAUCUCAGCCUGAUGGCUUUACUACGUAUCCACCAGCAUCAGGAACACCAGGAACACCUUUUACAUUGCAGGCGAGUCUGCCCCAGAGUGGAUGGCAAUAAACAACAACAGUUUCUCCUGCAGAGAGAGGCCCUUCUGAAGGAUGUUGUGGUAGCUUGGCAAAGCCACUGUUGAUGCUCCCAUUGAAGGCUUUGGAAAAUUCUUACUUCAGUGUGUAGCGUUGAAGAGGAAGGAUUCUGAGAAGCCAUUUCUGACACACUACAAAAAACGAACUAAUUCACUUUUUAUCAAUACCCUUAAAGCACUGAGCAUCUCUAAUUUUAUUUUUAGCUAGUGAAAAUUGAGGGUUCUUGAAUCUUCACAUGAUCUAGCCUAGGGGAUCAAUUUUAAAAAAAAGUGAAUUGGGGUAAAACGAUACAUGAAGUUGUCAGGACUAAUUUUAUGUGAUGUAUGGUAUGUGAUUUUUGAUAAAAAGGAAAUGUAAAUCAGAGGCUCCCAGAAUGUCAGAUGUUCUCCUUUCUUUCCAGCCCAUGUUCCGUAUCAGAUUCAUAGCUGCUUUUCCCAGGCUAUGGAAACUAUUUACAUAAGAGGCAGGUUACUGCAGAAUCAAUUCGAUUCCCCUGCCUUUCAUUUUUUAAAAAUGUUCUGCAUUGCCUUUCCAAUUCAUGUUUGCACAUGUGUGUCUGAAAGCUAUAAUAUGUAUCAAUUUGUCACUGUUUUUUACACCUACAUGUUUCCAAUCAUCAGUAUUCCUUUACCCUCCUCAAAUGCCAGGAGGAAUCUUGAGUAUUAGUUUAUUUUUAAAAGUAUCCUUUAUGCAAGUCCCAGACUUAAGUGCACAAUUACUGUAGAUUGUUAGGACUACAAUCCAUGGCUUGUGUUAUGUGAUUGUCUCCUCUUGGUAACACAUUGGUAGAAGCUCCAGUGCAUCAAAUACAUCACUUCAGAUUCUACCUAACAGUGUCAAAGGCCUGCUGAUUGGUGAAUGAAGUAGUCAUUCUUCUUAAAUGAGAACUGCACUAAUAUAUAAUACUGUAUUGUAGUCGGCAAGAAUGAAUUCCAUGACUUAAAAAAUGCAUCUAAAACCCCCAUGAAAAUGCAAAUUAAACGUUUAAAUUGUAUCCUUCCCGUCCUGCACCUACACAGUAUAAGCAGCUGGCACUAGAUUAUCUCCUGCUUCCAGACUACAGAAGCCAGUAGUUUACUCACAAGGAUUUUAAAGACAGGUGGCUCACUUCAACUAGGAAUUAUGCAAUGUGAGAUAUAGAUGAUGUUCUUGUUAUGUUAAUGAAGUGCUCUAUACUGUUUUUAGUAUAUGUAGUAAUGAAUAGAAAAAUCCUAAAAGUCUUGAUCAUGUUCUACAUCUACAGUAGUGAUGUACUUGAUUUGUUUUUUAAUGUGAACUAUCAGGAAAAGCAGAGCUUGACACCUUUUUUAUAAAGUUGGAAGUCUACCAGAUGAGAUUAAUAUAGACGCUUCCAUAAGUGAAAAGGCAUGAAGAACACUAAUGUGUAUAUAUCUGUAUUUUUAUAAAGUUUUUCAAAUAAAAUGUGUAGGGAUUGUACACAAGUUUCUACAGUAGACUAGAAUAAAGAGUUCUUUAAAAAUC
Molecule: messenger RNA, 4492 nt
Organism: Eublepharis macularius
Lineage: Eukaryota; Metazoa; Chordata; Lepidosauria; Squamata; Eublepharidae
Gene: PROSER1
Product: proline and serine rich 1
Exons: 13
Coding region: 63-2984 (973 amino acids)
Source: RefSeq, a predicted model, not a curated record